Messenger RNA from Parnassius mnemosyne (clouded apollo), 1251 nucleotides. The record is from the annotation of a GenBank genome assembly. NCBI's taxonomy places the organism in Eukaryota, Metazoa, Arthropoda, Insecta, Lepidoptera, Papilionidae.
AUGAAUUGCGAAAAAUUAAGCACGGUCCUUCAUUGGAAUUACAGAGGUUUCACAGAAUUUCCGAUACGUUAUCUACAAGGUGAAGAAGCCGAAGUAACGGAUAUUUAUUUAAAGGAGAAUUUAAUAUCGCAUGUUUCGAACGACAUCGGUAAAUUGCGAAACCUAGAAAGUUUGUAUUUAAGCGGCAACGAUAUCACGGAGCUGCCUCGAGAGAUAUCGAACUUGCGCUGCUUGAAGUGUUUGGAUGUCAGCGGGAAUCGAUUGCGGUGCAUCCCCGACGAGAUCGGCGAAAUGAGGGCCUUGAAAUUCUUGAUAUUAGACGAGAACGAGCUUCGUUCGUUGCCUUUGAGGAUCGCCGAGUUGCGAUUGCUGCGAUAUCUUUCGGUUUGUGAUAACCAACUACAGUGGCUACCACAAAGGCCUGUUUACAAUUACUACCACUGCGAACUCAGAUUUUGGAGAAACGUUGACUUGAAAUCCAUACCUUAUUCUCUUUGGUAUCAUAUGUUUCGUGAUCAACAAACAAGGAGCCUUAAUAUCGGAUGCUUGGACAUAACGAGAAACCUACAAACUAACCGAAAUAGAUGCAAGUGUCGCUUAAAAAUUCAUCAAGAAUCCAAAGAAUUUGAAAUCGACAUCAAUUGUCCACCGCAAUACAAUAUUAUUAUUGAAAAUGGAGUUCAGUUACCUCCGAGUCUUUAUGAAUUAUCAAGAAGAAUUGUAUAUCAAACACUUUCUAUGGCUGCAAGACAAUUGACAACACGACUGAGUUUAUAUUCAGAUAGAAACAAUUAUUAUGAAGAGAAAUGUGGUUAUCAAAAUAAUUUCAUGGUCGACCUUGAAAAUAAUUUUAGUGGAUUUGGAAUAAACAGACAUGAAGAAAAUAAGUUCUGUGAUUUAAAUGGAAAUAAAAUGAAUUUAAUUCCAAAUAGCAUUCCAAAAUAUUCAGGAAAUUGUAAAAAUGAAAGAAGAGACUAUUACGUAGUCAGCGAUAUUAUUGAUAAUUUUUGUUCAUAUCUACCACAUUUUCUUAAAUCUGACCUAUGCAAUGGACCGAUUUCAAAAUGUGAAAACGUUUAUUGCAAGAAACCAAUAUUUGACUACGUGUACUACGAAUUUUGCUUAGAAAAAAUAAUACUCAUAGAUAGCGCCGAAGAAGUGAUAUUAAGCUUAACAUUUUGCUCAAAAACGUGUAGGGAUUUCUGGAAAUCCGGAAAGAAAAACAUUCUACCAUGGUCUUUAAUUAAAUAA